GUGAGUUGGAGGAAACGGCGUGUGUUUUGCAUCAGCUGGGUCGUUUGGGCUGAGCCCGUCGCAGUCGCAGUUCGCGCCCGUAAUGCAAUCAGUGCUCUGAUCACCUGGCACUCCCUCUCUCCUGUCUCCACCGACCCCUUCGGUUACUGCGAUCGGAGGCCACACCAGUGCGGGUAGCUACGUCUUUGGAGGAAAUCUCUACUUCAAAACUCCCGCUUUGAACCACUCUCCCUGUUUCUUCACAAUCCUCCGCGGGCAGCACCCCACGUCUGGCUGGAGACGGAGCGGCUCCUGAGGUCUCCCAAGCCGAAGGGACUCUGGUUUCCCCAGAAGGGACAGCUGUACACCUCUCUCCCCUGUCCAGAGUUUGCAGUGUUAAUAUAUCAGCUGUUAACGCAGGAGAGAGCUGGGUUAACUCAGGGUGCGAAUAAAGACGGCCGGUUGGACAGUCCUGCUCUGCGCUGUGGUGGGAUAUGGGAAAAGGAUUCUACAUCAGCAGAUCUGCAGGUCGGGUGGCCUUCCUGCUCGGAGCAGUGGCCGUCCUGACAAUUAUCGCCCUCUCCAUCGUCUACUCUCAGGAGAAGUCCAAAAAUGCAGCGGCCAAUGGCGGUGAAGGAGCGGGUGUUACAUCUCCACCUCCCACCUCCACCCCAACCUUGAUGCCCUCGAAUGACCCCUGGGACCAGUACAGGCUCCCGGACACACUGAGGCCUGAGUACUACAACGUGACCCUGUGGCCCAGGCUGAGCAUGGACCAGAACGGCAUGUUCAUCUUCACCGGGAGCUCCAGCGUGGUCUUCACCUGCGUGAAGGAGACGGACCUGAUCCUCAUCCACUCCAACAAGCUCAACCUCACCACCUUCGACCGUCACAUGGCCAGGUUGACCGCUGUUGGCCCUGCCGCCGUGCCGACCGUGGAGACCACCUGGCUCCAGACGGAGACGCAGUACCUGGUGGUGCAGCUCAGUGGCAUGCUGACUGUGGGACAGGCCUACCAGCUGGACACCGAGUUUCAGGGGGAGCUGGCCGAUGACCUCGGAGGCUUCUACAGGAGCGAGUAUGUCGAGGAUGGAGUUGAGAAAGUGGUAGCCACGACUCAGAUGCAGGCCACGGAUGCCAGGAAGGCCUUCCCUUGCUUUGAUGAGCCAGCGAUGAAAGCAGUCUUCAACAUCACACUGAUCCACGAGCCUGGGACCGUGGCUCUGUCUAACAGCAUGGAUGCAGAGACCGUUAACACCACCAUUGAAGGAACCAAAGUCACUGUGACUACAUUUGAGCCCACAAAGAGGAUGUCAACCUAUGUCCUGGCCUUUAUUGUCUGUGAUUUUGCCCAUGUCACUGCCCCAGAGGACAGUGGUAAUGUUUUGAUUCGAAUCUGGGCUCGGAGAAAGGCCAUUGAGCAAGGGCAAGGAGAUUAUGCGCUUGAAGUGACAGGACGAAUCCUCAAGUUUUAUGAAAGCUACUUUAAUAUCUCCUACCCCCUGUCUAAAUCAGAUCAGAUCGCUCUACCUGACUUCAAUGCUGGGGCUAUGGAGAACUGGGGGCUUGUCACCUACAGAGAGACAGCUCUGCUCUAUGACCGUGAAAUUUCCUCCAAUGGGAACAAGGAGAGAGUUCUGACCGUCAUUUCUCACGAGCUGGCUCACAUGUGGUUCGGGAACCUGGUUACUCUGAGGUGGUGGAAUGACCUGUGGUUGAACGAGGGCUUUGCCUCGUAUGUGGAAUACUUGGGCGCCAACCAUGCUGAGCCCACCUGGAACAUUAAAGACACAAUCGUCCUCAACGAUGUCCACAGGGUGUUUUCAGUCGACGCCCUGGCGUCCUCACACCCACUGUCCUCUAGAGAGGAUGAGAUCAACAUGCCAAAGGACAUCACCCAGUUGUUUGACACCAUCUCCUACAGCAAGGGGGCUUCAGUGCUGAGGAUGCUGGCUGAGUUCCUGUCAGAGCCCGUCUUCAUUAAAGGACUCAGCACCUACUUGAACCAGUUUGCAUACAGUAACACUGUAUAUACAGAUCUCUGGGAUCACCUUCAACAGGCAGUGGACAGCACUCCCAGCCUGUCUCUCCCACACAGAGUGAACGACAUCAUGAAUCGCUGGAUCCUCCAGAUGGGCUUCCCCGUCGUCACCAUCGACACUCGCACAGGGGAGCUCUCCCAGAAGCACUUCCUCCUCGACCCGGAUUCCGUAGUUGAAAAACCAUCUGAAUUCAACUAUGAAUGGUAUGUCCCCAUCACCUGGAAAAAGGCAGGUGUGGAACAGGAUCCUUUUUGGCUGCUGCAGAAAACAGAUACCCACAGUCCUCUGACAGCGACUGGGAAUGAGUGGGUUCUAGCAAACGUGAACAUGACUGGGUACUACAGAGUGAACUAUGAUAGCGACAACUGGGAACACCUUCUAAACCAGCUGAACUCUGACCACCAGUCAAUUCCAGUCAUCAACCGAGCCCAGAUUGUGGACGACGCUUUUAAUCUCGCUAGGGCAAAAAUUAUAAACAUCACUUUGGCUCUGAGAACAACCGUGUACCUCUCUCAAGAAAGAGAGUUCAUGCCAUGGGAGUCAGCCAUCGAUAACUUGAACUAUUUCUUCCUCAUGUUCGACCGCAGUGAGGUCUACGGCCCCAUGCAGACCUACUUCAAGAAGCUUGUCAUACCUCUCUUGUCAUAUUUCCAGAAGAUGACUUUGAAUUGGACUAAAGUACCCUCUAACCAUAAUGACCAGUACAACCAGAUCAAUGCCAUUUGGCUGGCCUGUAAAACUGGGGUAGAGAGCUGCCAGGCCCUCACCAAAGGCUGGUUCAAACAGUGGAUGCAGGACCCAGCCAAUAACCCGAUACAUCCCAACCUGAGGACAACGGUGUACUGCAGCGCCAUCGCAGCAGGGGGCGCUGAAGAGUGGGAAUUUGGCUGGGAGAUGUUCAAGAACGCCUCCAUUGCCUCGGAGGCAGAUAAGCUACGCUACGCCCUGGCCUGCACCAAGCAGCCCUGGCUGCUGAACAGGUAUUUGGACUACACAUUGGAUCCAACUAAAAUUCGCAAGCAGGACGCCACCUCCACCAUCGUGUACAUUGCCAGGAAUGUGGUGGGACAGACUCUGGCCUGGAACUUUCUCAGAGAGAGAUGGGAGUACAUUUUCACACAAUUUAGCACCGGUUCCUUUGGAUUUGCAAAUCUUAUUAGUGGAGUGACCAGGAGAUUUUCAAGCAAAUUUGAGCUCCAGCAGCUUCAACAGUUCAUGAAGGACAAUGAGAAUGUCGGGUUUGGAUCAGGUGGACUUGCACUGGAGCAGGCCAUCGCAAGUACCACAGUCAACUUAAAAUGGCUGGCAGAGUAUAAGGAGCCUGUGCUGGACUGGUUCAUCAGCCAAACAAAAUGAAGAGCCUUUGGAAACUCAGGAAACCAAAGUAUCGUUAUGCUGGCGCAGAUGCUAACAGUGGUGAGAUGUACCUGGAUUUAUUUUCACAUGAGUUAUAUACUAUGCACUGAAGGAUCGGCAGGCCAGUUAGCCCAGCAUUACAAUAAUAUGCAGAACCAAUCGAACCAAAGUCCCAAAGCUUUGUAGUGAGCAUUUUUUAUUUCAUGUCUUUUGUGGUCAAUGGAAAGCUUUCUAUUCAUGUUCAUACAUACUUAACCGUAUAAACCCUUCAUAAGCAUAUGAGUUAUUAAUCAUGUCGUAAGUGACAUUACCAUACACAUACCACAUGAUGGAUAUUGACCAAACACUUAUUUAAUCAACUGCAGUACAUCGACUGUAUAGGAAUGCUCUUUUAGCUCUUACAAUUGCAUUAUGAACUGCUUAUGAAGGAGGCCAAUUCAGGCUGAGAUGUUGAGACUGUUGCAUAUGCUUGUGUAGACAUCAAUCAGUUUUUAUACUCAUGUAUUACAUUUUUUCCUGUUUUUCUUAAAAACUUUAAAAUUGAUAAGAAGCAAUAAUGAUAAAAGUAGAUAUUUUCUCUGUACUGAGCAAUGUUAAUAUUUGUAAAUAUGAGCUCUAAAUUGUUGAUCUGUUUUUUUAAAGACA
Molecule: messenger RNA, 4022 nt
Organism: Conger conger (European conger)
Lineage: Eukaryota; Metazoa; Chordata; Actinopteri; Anguilliformes; Congridae
Product: aminopeptidase N-like
Exons: 21
Coding region: 474-3377 (967 amino acids)
Biological process (GO): proteolysis; peptide catabolic process
Cellular component (GO): cytoplasm
Molecular function (GO): peptide binding; metalloaminopeptidase activity; zinc ion binding
Source: RefSeq, a predicted model, not a curated record